UGACAUAGAGUGGAUUGUUGCAUGAAAACUUCGAUAAAUGGAUCGCAUUUGCAUGAAUAGAGGCCUACUUAAACCUUUGUUUUAGGCGUGAACAUAAAAAACCUGCAACUCCGCCUCGACAUCGACCGCGGUUAAGAUGUCUUCCAUCGAACUCAAAUCCAAGCGUUGCUAGGAUGUUGUUGGAGUUUAUGUCGCCUUUCAUUAAGCUGCGGGAAUUUGCGAAGUCGAAAUCUUCGAGUUGUUGAUCUGUUUGACAUACCGUGAUGCUUUCAGUACAAAGUUAAGCAUACUCAAGGGAUUAACUGGGAUAAAUAAUUCAGGCUCUGUUAUGGAAGUUUCACGCGAUCACUUGUUCAUCAAGCUUAACUUAUUUUUAUUAGUUAUUGGUAAGUAAGUUUUACAUGUAGGAUGGGAAAAGGGACACAUUGAUUUUUAGGGGAAGGGGAUGAGCUUUUCUUGUUAUUCUGUGCAAGGUUGCAGUUAUGUUUCAGUCUCAGACUGUAAAUUUUAUCUUUUGGAGUGUCCAUAGAAUGAACACAUGUACAUCCCAGUGACAGUCACAGUAGAUGUGCCAUCCUGUGGAGAAUAUGAAAAUAUAGACACUUCAAUUUGUUUCAAUGACUUGCGUCAAUGAUUCUCAUUGAUGAUGAUGAUGAUGAUGAUGAUGUUGAUGAUGACCACCACGCUGAAGAUGAUGAUAGACUAGAAUAUUUUGGGGGAAUGAGUCAAUUUCAGUGAUUCGCUGAAUAGUUUUAUUCAGAAAGUGUUGAUUUGAUUGUUACAAAUGGUGCCAAAAUUGAUGAAUUGACCUAAUUUUUAUUUAUUUCAGCUAUACUUCUUGACUGUUCACUUGUUGAAGGUAAUGUGAUAAGGAAAGGUAAUUGAGUUACAGAGCAGGGGCGGAUCUAGGGGGAGGGUGCAGGGGGUGUGCACCCCCCCACCCCCCGAGAUGACCUGUGGUUUUCUAAUACAACUGGGAUUCUGCAAAAAAAUAUAAACUAUGUGGUUUAUUGGUGUUGAAGUAGAGCAAGAGACGAGUGCACCCCCUCCUAACAAAAAACCUGGAUCCGCCCCUGCAGAGGUAGGCUCCAUUACCAGCUGCCCUUCGGAAAAUGAGCCCGUGCUCCUCUUCUGAACAGUCUCUUCUCAGGGAGGAGCGGGGGGAAAUCAAGCCUAUUACAGAAGGGGGUUAAAAUACUGAAAUUGUUUUUGUUUUAUAAGUUCAUGUCCCCUGUUAACUACAAACAAACAAAUUUGAUAAGUAAUGGUUUGACCCCCUCUUCACUUUAAAAUGUUCUCUACCAAGCCUGGUGAGAAAUUGUCUUAGUGUCAAAUAAAAUUGAUAUUGUUCAAUGGAGAAGAGAACAGUUUUAAUAGGACAAAUACUGGUAACUAGGAGCUUCAAAGUAAAAGCAAGUGGUGGCAUUGAACCUUAGUGUCACUUUUAAUUUUACUGCAGGGCUCGAAAUUGCGACUGAUAUGGUCGCCAAUUCGACUAACAUUUUCUCCCUAGCGACCUAAAAUUUCUGGUUUGGUUGCCACUUUGGCGACCAGGUAUCUCUAUGAUUUAGAUUUAAAUUAAAAGAUUAAAGUUUAAACAAACAUUUCAUCUUAUCUUGCUUUGCUUUCAUGACAAAAAUGUGCCAAAUCGCAUAAACAAAGCCAGUUUACCCCCAAAUUUAUACCCACUUCUGACCAUGAUUUUUCAAAUAAUCAAAUCUGUUGGAUCGCGCCAAAGGACAGGGCUUCUGAUAGGUCGCAAAAAAAAGUCAAAUUUCGCGGAUUUUCAGAGACAGAUUCACGGCAAUUUUGGGGGCUAACUUUACCAAAAAACAAUUGGUAAAAAAUGGCCAAUUUCAUGGGAAUUUUCUGGGCAAAUUUUGUUAGAAAUCAAUCAAUUUUGCACUGAUUUUAUGAGCGUUUUUAACGUUUUUUUAACAGAGAUAAUCAUUGGCAAUUUUAACAACAAAGCACUCAAGGAAUGAGCCAAUGGCAAGGCUUUUAACAUCAUGACUAGUGCCCAGUUUUUCGGAACAUAAUUUACACCUGGUAGUUUGGGACGUUGUUUGCUUGUUGUGGUGAUAAAUUUGCAAGUUUACAGCAAUUAAACAGCCCCAGUAGCUGAGAUAAGUUUCACAUAUGUUGUAUUGACAUUUGUUUGAUAAGAGUUCUUGCAAAUGUCAUGGUAUUUUGCAUGUUUUUGUGAAUUUUGCAGGAUUUCGCGGAUUUACCUGAAUUUCAUGGCACUGUGACCGCCCUAAAUAUCAGAAGCCCUGAUACUAUGAGCUGCAUCAUUUACAUUAUACAAACUGGUGACUAAAAAUUUGCAUCUGGCAACUCUAUUUCUACAGCUGGUCACCAGACAAGCUGAGGACUUUUUAAUUUUGAGCCUUGUUACUGUGACAACUACAACUGAACUCAUUAUGAAGGAUAAGAUAACUGAAAUGGCACUUAAAGAAUAAUAUUGUUUCAGUGAACCAAAGAGUUGGCAAAACCAGCAGGUCUAAAAUACAGGUCACUUUCCACAGGUCAGAGUUCAGGUCAUCAUGCGACAGAGAAAUGAACAGCGCCAAAAGUGUCUCCUCGCCUUGGCGAUUUAGAUUGAGGGGAAAAUAUUUUACGUUGUAAUUUGUCAAUGGAGCAGUGACUUUUAGUCUUGACCUGUGGAAUGAGACCUGUACUUUAGACCCAGCAAAUUUUAUGUGAUGUCAAACAUGACAGUUGUAUCUCCUAGAUAAAAUUUAACUCACCUGCAUAUUAUACUCACAAUGACGAUCUUACAUCCAACAAAAUUAUCUUGUGAUCUGGCUACGGUUGUUCAAAUGGUGGAUAAUGCUAUCCACUGGAUAAAUCACUAUCCAACAGAUAAUGCAAUUGUUUCCCGUAAUACUUAUCCUCUGGAUAGUGAUUUAUCCAGGGGAUAUGAGUGCUAUCCACCGGAUAAAUCACUAUCCAACGGAUAAUGCAAUUGUUUCCCGUAAUACUUAUCCUCUGGAUAGUGAUUUAUCCGGGGGAUAUGAGUGCUAUCCAGCUUUUGAACAACCUGGGCCUGUUACAUAUAAAGAUUAGCGUGCAGCAUAGUUAAUGUUUGCCAGCAAAGCCACAUUUCAAUUAUUAAUACGCCCAACGGAAACAUUUUUCUCACUGUGAAAUUUAUAUCUUUCAUUUUUCUCAUGUUAGGAGAAUGUGGGACACAUCUGACCAGUACAUCAGGAACCAUUGAAUCUCCAAACUAUCCCAAACCUUACCCUCCAGGACAACAGUGUACAUGGACUGUAUCAGUAUCUGGGUCAGUGGAGAACAUUAAAAUCUCAUUUAGGUGAGAAAAUCAAUUGUAUGUGUGCAUAUCAGUCUAAAAACACAGUUCCAAGCAGCUGUGGCUAUUUUGGUGACCAUGUAAUGUAAUGUUUGCUCAAAAUUUUUAACACAAGGACUUUUUGGAAAAAUAAAUUAUGACUAAUCACUGCAGACACUGUAUUUGUUAAUUUAUCCACAGAAACAACUCGUUAUCUGAAUGAUGAAUAUAGCCAUCCAAAGUUGUACAAUCUCAGUUUUACAUAAUUGUUAAUGUAAUGCAUUGUACACUGUACUUUUCAAGACAGACUUGAUUAAUACUUUUGCAAAGCAUUUGAUUAUUGAGAGCAUAACUAACAAGUAUGAAAGACUUCAGUGUGUGCAUUUAGUAAAAAUGCUUUGUUGUGUAAGGAAUGCUUGAAGGCUAUUAGAACAAUCAACAUGUGUUACUCUUUUGAGAAGGGGAAGCUAGGUUGAAGUCAACACUUUAAUUUCAAGACAAAACUUCAUAAAAAAAAUUGAGAAUAGGGCCUUGUUUGCACUUAAAAAAAGCACUUUAUUUGAGUGUCAAUGUAUUUAACAUGAAAGUGCUAAUUGGUGACACUAUAUUAACGUCUCCUACUGGAGAAGGGACCGCCCUUUUACGUGGUCAUCCAAGCCACGCGAAGGUCUAGCCAUUUGCGGGGCAAAGGUAGUACCUUCAUUUCUCAGUUAUUUUAAGACCGUGAGUAUUGGUCUGACCCUGGGAAUUGAACCCGCUACCUCCCGCUCUGCAGUCAAGCACUCUAAUAACUGGUAUUUAGCAUUUGCAAAAAUUCAAAAAUUUGUUUAUCACCAAUUUUUUGUUUUUGCAACCUUGUUGGCAUCUGAGACAAUCAAAUUUUUCAUGUAACCAGAAACGUCAGUUAAAGGAACUUUAAUAUUGGUCAUGUUCCUGAAAUAAGAUGACCUAACAAAGGAUAGCUGUCAAGGAACAAAGGAUUUUGUUGUCUGACAAAAAAUUGUAGGCCUCCAAAUGUUCUCGAUGGCAUCCUUGAAGUUUGGUGACAGUUGAGAAAAUUUUGGUUGGUGAAAAAAAUAAUUUUUUAUUGUGAAAAGGGCCUAGGACACUUAUUUCUUCUUUGAUUUAAAUAGUACCUUCAAGCUGAAACCAAAGUCUCCAGGUGGCCAGUGUGUAGAUUAUGUGGCAAUAUACAGUUUACUGCUUGACAAAGAUAAGGACACAAAGAUGAAAGGGAAGUUUUGUGGAGAUUCAAAACCAUUAUCUAUGACAAUUACCCAGUCAUCUAUGACAGUACAGUUUGUCUCGGACCCAGCAGAUUCUGAUUCAUAUACUGGAUUUUCCCUUUAUUAUAAAGCCAACUUUAAAAAUGAUACUGGUAAGUUAAGUUUAGCGUAUUUUGUUUGCCUUUUAAACCCUUAAGAGCCAAUGUCUGUAAUUUUCGAGAAUCGGUUGACAGUCGUGAAUUUUUGAAUUUCUUCAUAUUUUGCCCACAUAAUCUCUAUAGUGCACGUAUUUCAAAAAUCACAUUAAAACUUGUAACGGCUUUAUGUACACUGUACUUUUCAAGACAGACUUGAUUAAUACUUUUGCAAAGCAUUUGAUUAUUGAGAGCAUAACUAACAAGUAUGAAAGACUUCAGUGUGUGCAUUUAGUAAAAAUGCUUUGUUGUGUAAGGAAUACUUGAAGGCUAUUAGAACAAUCAACAUGUGUUACUCUUUUGAGAAGGGGAAUUAAGCUAGGUUGCAGUCAACACUUUAAUUUCAAGACAAAACUUCAUAAAAAAAAAUUGAGAAUAGGGCCUUGUUUGCACUUAAAAAAAGCACUUUAUUUGAGUGUCAAUGUAUUUAACAUGAAAGUGCCAAUUGGCGACACUAUAUUAACGUCUCCUACUGGAGAAGGGACCGCCAUUUUACGUGGUCAUCCAAGCCACGCGAAGGUCUAGCCAUUUGCGGGGCAAAGGUAGUACCUUCAUUUCUCAGUUAUUUUAAGACCCUGAGUAUUGGUCUCACCCUGGGAAUUGAACCCGCUACCUCCCGCUCUGCAGUCGAGCACUCUAAUGACUGGUAUUUAGCAUUUACAAAAAUUCAAAAAUUUGUUGAUCACCAUUUUUUUGUUUUUGCAACCUUGUUGGCAUCUGAGACAAUCAAAUUUUUCGUGUAACCAGAAACGUCAGUUAAAGGAACUUUAAUAUUGGUCAUGUUCGCGAAAUACGAUGACCUAACAAAGGAUAGCUGUCAAGGAACAAAGGAUUUUGUCGUCUGACAAAAAAUUGUAGGCCUCCAAAUGUUCUUGAUGGCAUCCUUGAAGUUUGGUGAAAGUUGAGAAAAUUUUGGUUGGUGAAAAAAAUAAUUUUUUAUUUUGAAAAGGGCCUAGGACACUUAUUUCUUCUUUGAUUUAAAUAGUACCUUCAAGCUGAAACCAAAGUCUGCAGGUGGCCAGUGUGUAGAUUACGUGGCAAUAUACAGUUUACUGCUAAACAAGGAUAAGGAUACAAAGAUGAGAGGGAAAUUCUGUGGAGAUUUAAAACCAUUAUCUAUGACAAUUACCCAGUCAUCUAUGACAGUACAGUUUGUCUCGGACUCAGCAGAUUCUGAUUCAUAUACUGGAUUUUCUCUUUAUUAUAAAGCCAACUUUAAAGAUGAUACUGGUAAGUUAAGUUUAGCGUAUUAAUGUUUGUUUACCUUUUAAACCCUUAAGCCCUGUUCAAAAUAAUUCAACUUUUAUUAGUCUAUUUUAUUUUUUUGCAUAUAUAUAUAUAUGUUACACAUUUGCAAAAACACCUCUAAGGCCUAUUUUAAUACCUAGAUCCCUCAAGGUAAGACUGUAGAGAACAUACAAUGUAUUUCAAAAUAUCCGCUACUGUCCUAGCAUCUUUUGUAUGGACGGCAAAGUCUACUCUGUGCUCUAUCAGUGCCCAGCGGCCCUGGCACCUAUCUUUUCCUCCCUGGCGACUAGAAAAUCUAAGUUUUAUCAUAGAAACAUAUGCUGGGUACCCCUGGAUUUCACAGCUUCAGAUCACUGAGCUCCCUUUAAUUUCUCUUGGUGCACAGCCCUGAAAGUAUCAUUAAACAUAAACUUAAACUAUUGAUGAUUAGAAGGGGUUUUAAUGACACUGCCUGCCUGCCAGCAUCCAGUCAAGAAAAAUUCUUGGCACUACAUCUCUCUCUCUCCCAGAUUUUGUUUGAGGGAGAGGGGGUGACUGUACACAGGCUUUAUUUUACCAGUAACAGAGUGCAAAGAAAGUCAGUUUUACAGCCUACCUUUCGGGCAAGCAGUGGCUAGAAUUUGCUAGCCCACAAGUCAUUUCAACUGGCCCAAAACCCUUUUUGAUGAGCAGGAUUGAUUACAGUCCUUCUGUCAUUUGAAUUUCCCCAAAAAACAGCACCUACCCGUUGGGUAAGUUAAGAACAAAAAUCAGUAGCCCGAUAGCAAAAUCAACUAGCCCUGGCACGGUGAAGUAAGCCCAGUAUAAGAUUCUGGCUGGGUCUAUUCUGAUUUUACUAAGAAGUGCUUCUCUCAGUGCGGGGGCGGGGGCAGGGGCAGGGGCAGGGGCGAGGGCAGGGGGAGUUCAGUUAAAAAAUAUAUUGUUCCAGUGACUGACAUAUUAUAUCAUAUUGCAGCAUCUAAAGUGUCUCAGACAACAGUUGGCAUUAUUGCUGCUAUCUUCUGUGCCGUGGUUUUUGUUGGAGUGGGUCUGCUGCGCUGUAUUAUGAUUGGAGCAUGUAAUGUUUGCAAUGCUCCAAACCCACCACAGGAAAGGCAGGUUAUGGGAACCAAUGAUUCCUAUACAUUUCGAGCAGAUUUUCCUCCUUCCUACAGCACAGGUUAGUUUAAAUAAUAACAACGUAGACCUUCAUUUAUAUGAUUAAACUUUUAUGUGUGAUCUGAGGCUAUUUACUUAGAAUCAAAGAGUUUCAAAUAUCCUAUUCACCAUAUUCAUCAAGACCAUAAUGCACCUUGUCUACCCCUUCCCCGCCAGAAUUUUUGCACAACCAUUGUCUUUGAUUUCUCCAGGGACAACUGUAAUACCGAGGAGAAACUGGAAACAAUCGUUAUGUAAAAUUUUGUGUGGUAAACAAGGUGCAUUAUGGUCUCAGUGAAAAUGGUGAAUGGAAAAAAAAAGGAAUUAGUGCAAAUUAUUGGGAGGUUCAAAGAGUGGUAGGUGAUGUUCAAGUGUAGCUGAGUGUUUGAUUGGGGAAGGGAAGCUGAAUUACCAAGAGUUAUGAGAAAUCAAGAACUCCAUUCAUCGAUCUAUUGUAUGAAUUGCAUCUCAUUCAUUGUCUUCGCUGUCAUCUACUAGCUGAAGGCUCCCAUAAGUUGGAGUUCAUUGGUGCCAUAAUUUUACCAAACAUGUCAUAACUGUGAGUCCUGUUAGAGAGUACUCUCAUUUUCUCCUCUGAAGUUAAAUACCAUUUUCAAUUUAAGAAUUUUUUAGGAGCAUUAAAAUGUUCAUCUUAAGUUUUAGACUAAUGUCACUUUUCUGAUGCUUUAGUUUUAAGACACCCAGAGAGAUUUCCUUCACCAGAGUCAAGCCCCCAGUUUAGGGAGCUGAGAAAUGGAGAAACAGCUAGGAACUCUCAUUCAGCAGCUCUGGGCCAUGGUGCAACAUUUGAACUACAGUCAAGCAGCAGUGAGAGUGAUGAUGAUGAUGAUGGCACAGCACCACCUCCCUACCCUGGGAAUGUGCAUGAAGAUCAGGCUGGUGUUAGCAGAGUGUCAAACUUGGUUAGGCCCACUGUCGAAGAUGGUACAAAUGAACAAAAUGUCACUGCUGUUCGUGAGAUCCCUUCAUUAGCAGUGAUUAUGGCAAAUGAACAAAUUCCUGCAGGAGACAGUCCUCAAGAUCCAUUAGCAGAUUUGCCAAUCCUAUCGAGGCCCAUUUAUUCUUUUGAUGCAGCUAACAGUAUGAACAGGAAUGAAGGAGUUGCACUUUCAUCACAAACUUGUGGGUCUGGUAAUGAUGAACAAAUUCAAUCAGCAGCUAGUGCUCAAGAUCCAUUGUUAGAUCAACCUACUUUAUCCAGAACCAGUCGUAAUGAUACAGACAACAGCUUAAGUAGAGCUGAAGAACUUGAGUUGUUGCAGACUCAUGUGUCACAUGAUGAUAACACAGAAGAGUUUACAAUUUAAGGAACAGAAUAAUACCUUAAAAUACAUUGCACCAACAAGUUACUAGUACUUGUAUGAGGAUAUGAUGUAUCCCUUGUAAAUAUGCAAAAGAAUUGAAUAGAAGAGUAGUGUUGCCAGGAGGUGGCCCAAGCAGGAAGUUUUUGACUUGGUUGUUAUUUAAUUUAAUCCAAAGCCUCUUAGGAGAAAAAGAACUUAAUAACUGUGUGAGCACAGCAAAACGUUAUAAGAGGUAAAUAAUAGAUUGUUAAAAACACAGAUAUUAUUUUAAGCUUUUCAGACAAUUCAUGGCCAUACCGAGUUUCUGUCACUACAUACAAAUCAUGUACGCAAGGUUCUAAACCUGUGACAGCAGACAGGCAUUUUUAUGUGCAAGCAAACUUCUAUGAAAUGAUUUAGGAACCCUUAAUUGCUAAAUAAAUCUAAUAGAUCUUUGCCUGCUGAUUUGCAUGCUUGCAAUCAGAGAUUAUUCAAUAUAUGUGGGGUUUUUUUAAAAAAAACAAUUUUUUUGAUGAAAAAAUUAGGUCCAUAUUUUUAUGUGAGCUC
Molecule: messenger RNA, 8971 nt
Organism: Porites evermanni
Lineage: Eukaryota; Metazoa; Cnidaria; Anthozoa; Scleractinia; Poritidae
Source: the annotation of a GenBank genome assembly